CUACGGCUCCCGGAAGGGGCCAUCCCCGGCCGUUCUCGCGUCUGUCCCGGCCCCGCUGCGGGCCGCUCCGGCCGGUGCUUUGCCCGGCGCCUCCGUGCGCUCGGCCAACGGCCUGUGCGAGCGCUCAGCCGAGCGCCCCGGGAGCCGGCGGGCGGCGGUCCUCGCCGGGGACCCUCCAGCGGGCCCAGGGGAACAAAAGUGUCUGACUCCAACAUACACUUUGUGAAGCAAGAAAGGAUUUAAUAUGAAGCGUAGAAGCAGAUAAUGCCAAAUUGUGAGCAGUAGGUGGUGCACAUUUAAUGAGUAGGGGGGCAACGUUUCCAUCUCCCACUGCUUCCGAGAUGGCGGAAAUUAGUCGAAUUCAGUAUGAAAUGGAAUACACCGAAGGUAUUAGUCAGCGAAUGAGGGUUCCAGAAAAACUAAAGGUCGCACCCCCAAAUGCUGACCUGGAACAAGGCUUCCAAGAAGGUGCUCCGAAUGCUAGCGUGAUCAUGCAAGUUCCAGAGAGGAUUGUUGUAGCAGGAAAUAAUGAAGACAUUCCAUUCUCAAGACCAGCAGAUCUUGACCUUAUUCAGUCAACUCCCUUUAAACCGUUGGCACUGAAAACACCACCUCGUGUACUUACACUAAGUGAGAGACCUUUAGAUUUUCUGGAUUUAGAGAGACCUGCUCCAACCCCUCAAAAUGAAGAACAGAUCCGUGCCAUUGGCAGGCUAAAAAGAGAGCGCUCUAUGAGUGAAAAUGCUGUUCGCCAAAAUGGACAGCUGGUCAGGAAUGACUCCAUGUGGCACAGAUCAGAUUCUGCCCCAAGAAAUAAAAUUUCAAGGUUCCAGUCACCGAUUUCUGCACCGGAGUACACUGUGACACCAUCGCCACAGGUUCGGGUGUGUCCUCCCCAUAUGUUACCUGAAGAUGGAGCUAAUCUUUCCUCUGCUCGUGGCAUUUUGUCGCUUAUCCAGUCUUCUACUCGUAGGGCUUACCAGCAGAUCUUGGAUGUGCUGGAUGAAAAUCGCAGUGUGAGAAGACAAAAUGAAAUACGUUGUGAAAGACCUGUGUUGCGUGGUGGGUCUGCUGCCGCCACUUCUAAUCCUCAUCAUGACAACGUCAGAUAUGGCAUGUCAACUAUAGAUACAACAAUUGAAGGGACUUCAGAAGACAUGACCGUGGUAGAUGCCGCUUCAUUAAGACGACAGAUAAUCAAACUGAAUAGACGUCUCCAGCUUCUAGAAGAGGAGAACAAAGAACGCGCUAAAAGAGAAAUGGUCCUGUAUUCAAUCACCGUAGCCUUCUGGCUGCUGAAUAGCUGGCUCUGGUUUCGCCGCUAGAGGGAAUGUCCGCUCUCCAAAACACUGUCUCAACAGCUGAAAAUAUAAAGAAUUUGCAAACUUGUUGGUUUCUGUCUUUGCUGUAUGCCAUUAUAGCCCAUCCCGUGAAAAUGUAUUCUCUCCAGGUAGGCAGGGACGGACUGACAGCCGCAGAAGUUAAAGGUAUGAUCUGUCACUCGUUGUAUUCACGUGUAGCUAGUUCGGCAGUAACACCUACUUAAAACUCUCCCUUUGCAUGUUCUGUAAAUAGCUCUAGGGGUGGGAGUUUUUGGGUUUCGUUUUUUUGUUUUUUGUUUUUUGGGUUUUUUUCCAGGAAUUCAGUUUUGGGCCACAGCAAUCUGCACAGCUGAUUCUUUGAGUGGGAGAAAAAGAUGCAUAGAGAAUGAACUUAGGAAAGUAUAAGAGAAAAUACUUCCUUUGACUUCCUGUUUCUCAAGCCCUAGUGAGCAGUUUUGUUAAUAGGCAUUUCUGCGUCUGCAUUUCAACAUGAAUCAAGCCACCUCAUGUUUCACGGUCACGUCCAUUAAAAUGAUUUCUAACAUUUCAGCAGUUUAUCUAAUACUUGUGUAAAAUGUGAGUUAUUUUAUUUUAGUUUUGCAGAUGGUUUUCUAUGAAGUACAUUUUUACUAAGUCUAUAUGUGUGAAUGAUUUGGAAAAAAAACUACAAAAUAAGGUACAAAUGUAGUGUAUUUAAUAAACUGUCAACGCAAA
Sorex fumeus (smoky shrew) is the source of this 2036-nucleotide messenger RNA. RefSeq names its product mitochondrial fission factor (gene MFF). The coding region runs from base 300 to 1325 and encodes 341 amino acids. Lineage: Eukaryota; Metazoa; Chordata; Mammalia; Eulipotyphla; Soricidae. The transcript has 11 exons. Gene Ontology annotation, cellular component: peroxisome; mitochondrial outer membrane. Gene Ontology annotation, biological process: positive regulation of mitochondrial fission. The record is from RefSeq and is a predicted model, not a curated record.